AUGGACCUCGUUUCAGCCCCCAGCGGGGAGAGCUCCUCGUUGAAGAAUCCGGUGCUCGAGGUGGCCUCCGCGGAUGUAUCAAAGGCCGGCACCGCAACGGAGAACAUCGCCGCUGCAAAGGGAGAAGUCUCCCAGUCUGAGUAUGAGACCGACAGCGACGGCUCGGGCGACGAGUGGGAGACUCAGUCUCUGUACGAAGAUGCCAUUCAAGUCCUGCGCGACGAGCAGCUUCGGGAGGGUGUCCCUGAUGCAUGCACUUUGGAUGAAGCCGUCGCUUAUCGGAAACGACUCCAUGAGAUUGGCAAGGCCGCAUUUGUCGAAGAAACGCUGGGUCAAGAUACAGUGACGGCGAAGAAGUUGUGUACUGCGUUCGGGAUCUUGCCUCCUGCCUUCCUCGACGAUGCGCCGGACGAGGCCUUUCACCCGUUACUGGCUAUUGCGAUUUCGCGCGAAUUCUCCAGGCGACCCAAACUUCCUCAGUAUAAUACUAUCGAUGAUGCGGUCAGGUUGCUCAAGGAGUGCAAGAACAUUGUCGUUUUGACGGGUGCCGGUAUCUCUACCAGCCUUGGGAUCCCCGAUUUUCGGUCAAAGGACACUGGUCUCUACUCCCAGUUGGCGCAUUUGGGUCUCAGCGAUCCCCAGGAGGUCUUUGACAUUCAGGUGUUCCGCGAGGAUCCAAGCAUCUUCUUCUCCAUCGCAAAGGAUAUAUUGCCCACCGAGAAGAAGUUCUCCCCAACUCAUGCCUUUAUCCGACUACUACAAGAUAAGGGCAAAUUGUUGACCAACUACACCCAGAAUAUCGACAACAUCGAAGCCAAUGCUGGGGUGCUACCGGAGAACAUCGUGCAAUGCCAUGGCUCAUUUGCCACGGCUACAUGUGUCAAGUGUCAGCGUAAGGUUAUGGGUGAUGAAAUAUUCGAUGAGAUCAAGAAGGGGGUCAUCCCUCAGUGUACUUCUUGCCCGACAAUCUUUGCGGAAGAUUCAGGGGUCAAACGGAAGCGUAACAGCAACGGCGUCCACCGGAGCCGAAAGGACAAUGAUGGGGACAGCUCCGAUGAUGACUACGAAAUUCCUACUGCUGGAGUCAUGAAGCCUGACAUUACCUUCUUCGGGGAAGACCUUCCCGAUGAAUUCGGCCAUCGGCUGCUACACCAUGACCGUGACCGGGUAGACUUGGUCAUUGUCAUUGGCACUUCGUUGAAGGUCGCCCCUGUAGCGGAAGUUCCAGGCGUAUUGCCUCGCACCGUCCCUCAGCUAUAUAUCUCCCGUACUCCCGUAUCGCAUACGGAGUUCGAUAUCGAUCUUCUGGGCGACUGCGACGUCGUUGUGUCUGAGCUCUGUCGCCGGGCCGGAUGGGAACUGAAGCAUGAAAUGAUUCCAGCGGAUGAGAAGGUCGAAGUGCUUCCAGUGGAGGGUUACGAGUCACGACAUGUGUUUAAGGUUGUCGGCGCAUAG
Messenger RNA from Aspergillus ibericus CBS 121593, 1455 nucleotides. RefSeq names its product putative histone deacetylase SIR2. The transcript is spliced from 5 exons. The coding region runs from base 1 to 1455 and encodes 484 amino acids. Gene Ontology annotation, molecular function: NAD+ binding. The record is from RefSeq and is a predicted model, not a curated record. NCBI's taxonomy places the organism in Eukaryota, Fungi, Ascomycota, Eurotiomycetes, Eurotiales, Aspergillaceae.